This is a messenger RNA of Monodelphis domestica (gray short-tailed opossum), 1092 nucleotides long. Its product is annotated as olfactory receptor 5D18-like. Gene Ontology annotation, cellular component: membrane. Gene Ontology annotation, biological process: G protein-coupled receptor signaling pathway. The record is from RefSeq and is a predicted model, not a curated record. Lineage: Eukaryota; Metazoa; Chordata; Mammalia; Didelphimorphia; Didelphidae. Gene Ontology annotation, molecular function: G protein-coupled receptor activity; olfactory receptor activity.
AUGGUGACCAGUGAGAGAAAUCACAGUUCUAUUGCUACAUUUGUUCUCUUAGGUUUCACCGAUUACCCAGACCUUCAGGUGCCCCUGUUCCUAGUAUUCCUGACCAUAUAUUCCAUAACUGUGGUGGGAAAUCUGGGAAUGAUUGGCAUCAUUCGCAUCAACCCCAAACUUCACACUCCUAUGUACUUUUUCCUCAGCCACUUGUCCUUUGUGGAUUUCUGUUACUCCUCCAUCAUUGCUCCCAAGAUGUUGGUAGAUUUACUCAUAGAAGACAGAAGCAUCUCCUUCUCUGGGUGUUUGGUACAAUUCUUUUUCUUUUGUACCUUUGUGGUGACUGAAUCUUUCCUAUUAGCAGUGAUGGCCUAUGAUCGCUUUGUUGCCAUUUGUAAUCCUUUGUUGUACACAGUUGCCAUGUCCCAGAGGCUUUGUGCCCUGUUGGUGGCAGGAUCCUACACAUGGGGUACAAUCUGUUCCCUCCUACUCACAUGUUCUGCCGUCCAAUUAUCAUUUUAUGGAUCUAACACAAUUAAUCACUUUUUCUGUGAAUUUUCAUCUCUGCUGACUCUCUCUUAUUCUGAUACAUAUUUCAACCAGAUGCUGCUCUUCAUCUCAGCCACUUUUAAUGAAGUGAGCACACUUUUAAUCAUCCUGGCCUCUUAUGUAUUCAUUUUUGUUACUGUCCUAAAGAUGAAUUCAUCUAGUGGGAGACGUAAAGCCUUCUCUACAUGUGCCUCUCACCUGAUGGCCAUUACAAUCUUUCAUGGGACCAUCCUCUUCCUCUAUUGUGUCCCCAACUCCAAGAACUCAAGGCACACAGUGAAAGUGGCCUCUGUGUUUUAUACAGUGGUAAUCCCUAUGCUCAAUCCCCUAAUCUAUAGCCUGAGGAACAAAGAUGUAAAAGAAACAGCCAUGAAGUUAAUGAUAACAAAACUGAUUAAUAUUAAAGAGGUAUGGGAAAAUACAAAUAGUAAUAUGGUGUUGUUGGACCUCGACUGUGUACAAAUGUUGAGAAAAGCAACUUGGGUUUAUACAAGAAAAUAUGAAAAACAGUUUACUUUGACUGAACUGUUCAUCUGCAAUGUAUGUACUUAA